UGCCAGAAACCCUCAUGACCAGCGGUGCUUGGGGACUGAUGUGCUCAUGUUGGUGUAAGCCUGAGCAUCUUAUCAUGUCCACCCACAGAAACCUUGUAUUUCUGCCCGUCUUUUAAAACACAGGCUGUUAUAUUAACCAAGCGGCCAUGAUAUGUGUGCUUGGGAAGGAGUCGGUGAGGCAGUGAACAUCCCUAUGUAACUAACUACUGUUACCAGCAAUUAUAGCCACAUGUACCAAUAAUAGCCACAACAAAAAAUAUAUUAUUAAAUUUGCUGACAUAAUACAGACAUAAUAUUUGGUUACAGCAACAUCAACAGCUCUUCUUCCUGUUGGCAUUGGUUAUUUCUUAUGAUUAAUCUUUGAACAAAUGUUCCAGCCCCCUGUUGUCCCAUACAAUGUCAGUCUGUCUGUGCUGACACUGACAACAACUCUCGCAAAAAUGGAUGGAUAUUAUAGACAAGAAGUCAGCAAAAUGUUCCUUUAAAAGUAGUAUAUGUAAGAAUUUUAGUUUAAAUUAAAAAAAAUAACUAAAAUUAUCAAAAAAUUAUACAAUUUUUUCAACAGUUUUGACGUUGUGUCAAAGACGUCUCGUCUAUGUAUUGUGUUGCAUAUCUACUGAAGAUAGCAUGCUAACCAACUAGCCCCGGCCCGUCCUGUCUCAUGAUACCACUUUGUACCUCGAGAGGUGAUAGUGAGUAACUGUAGCGUCCACUCGGCCCUCAGUCCAACAUGAGGGGAUGAAGAAGUAGCGCUGCCCCAAGAGCAAGAAACCAUGUUCGGCGGCACAGAACGAAGUGAUAGAAAUAGAAGCAAAACAAGAUUUAACCUUGGCCUUGCUUUCCACCGCUGGAGACAGCUCUUGACAAGUAAAGGGAUGAAGUUUGAUGCAAUGUUUCUUCUAGAGAAACACUGGUGAGUAAACAGAUGAAUUUAGUGAUAGAUUAUAAAGGUAGCUAAUUGUAUAACGUUACUGACAGUGUUGACGUUUGCAAAGUUAGCAGUUUGUUAGAAACAAAGAAGGACCCACGGGAGUGACUGUGUACGAUAGGGGUGGGCACCCCAGCUUUCUGUUGAUAUGUUGCCCGCAAUUUGUAUGAAUUUGACUCCUUUAUUAGCCACAGCUGAUUUGUGAGGAGGUUGUAUAGCAAUCACAAAUGUGCAUGCUUUUAAACUCUUUCUAAACGAUAAGACUGAAGACAUCAUCAACGGGCAUACUUUAAAUGUUACAUGCAUAACCUGAAAGUACCCUAAUGAGUUCUUUUUAACACAAAUUUACCAUUUACAGAACAUUAGCUUAACAUUAACAACGUAUAAUAAGUCUUGCCAUUGUCCACGAAUGAAUGAAAGAGAAGAAAUCAGAUAAUAGAAUGUAACGUCUCUCAAAAGACCUGCUUGAGCUCGCAGGUCAAGCAUGCAUUCUAUGCAUUCAAGGCAGCACUGAACAUGUGUUCAUUGUUUCCAAAUAAGGAUAUGAGGUCCUACUUCUCGUCAGCCAAUCAAACAGAGUCUUCUCUCUGAGAGUGGAGAACGUAUUGAGAUUCAAUUCAUUCAACAUGGCAAAAUGAACACGAUGACACCUCUUAAGUUUGCUAUGUAUCUGACUUGUCUGUUCUUGGGAAGAAUAGCUCAGAUGACUGAACUGAACUUGUCCAUCUACGUGCGUCAAGAGAGUGGUUUUUAUUCAGCUAAUGUUGGUGAAAGCCUAACUUUGCGAUGUUUCUAUGAAGGUGAUGCAGUGAUGUUUUACUGGUAUAAGCAAACUCUGGGACAGAAACCAAGGCUCAUCUCAACCUUCUAUAAACAUAAAAAAAGUGCCACCCUUGAUAACGAAUUCAAGAAAAAUCCUCGUUUCACACUAGACACAGGAAACGGUAAAAAUCACUUGACAAUCGCUGAUUUACGCAUUUCAGACUCAGCUACUUACUACUGUGUAGGCUCUUAUGAAUAUGAUUUGGAGUUUGCAGAGGGUGCUACUGUCAGUGUAAAGGGUUCAGGUUUGAACAUCCAAGCUUUGGUCCAUCAGUCAGCAUCUGAGACCAUCCAGCCAGGAGGCUCUGUGACUCUGAACUGUACAGUACACACUGGGACCUGUGAUGGAGAACACAGUGUUUACUGGUUCAGAAACUCUGAAGAAUCUCAUCCAGGACUCAUGUACACCCAUGGAGGCAAGAAUGAUCAGUGUGAGAGGAAACCCAACACACAAACACACACCUGUUUCUACAACUUGCCACUGACAAGUCUGAAUCUUUCUCAUGCUGGGACCUACUACUGUGCUGUUGCUGCAUGUGGACACAUACUGUUUGGAAACGGGACCAAGCUGGACUUAGAGUAUGACUCUUUUCUCUUGGUGUAUUUCUUGAUUGGAGCUUUGGCAUUCACCACCAUCCUGGUUGGUGUACUGGCAUAUGCAGCAUAUACAAUGAACAAAAGGAACAGCUGCCGAUGUACAGACUCAAGAUCUUCAGCUGCCUUGACUCCGAAUGCAGAGGAUUACCAAGAUUCAGACAACCUCCAUUACGCUGCUUUGAGCGUACACAAGGUCAACAGAUCAACAAGACAGAGGGGUGACACACAAAGUGAAUGUGUGUACUCCAGUGUAAGGCAAUAGAGCUGGAAACAUUUCAUUUGUACUUUGUUUCUGUGUAAGAAGAACUUGUCUAUAAAGCUAUAUCAUGCAUUUUUUUUUCUAGAAAAGGAACAUUGCUGUCACCUCAAUAUACUGAAUGUUAAGUCUUUCCCUGCAAUAAACUAAUAAAACAAGUGCUUUCAGCCACCAUGCUUUCUUGAUAAAGUAUGACCUUUGUUGUCAAAGGUGUUAUUUUACUGUCACUAUGACUGUAGCUUACAGUGUACAAACACACAAUCACACACAACUCAGCUCUGUGGUGCGUGUGGGCUCAGGUAGGUAAGAGAGUGUUCACACUGGAAAAUUCGCACUACUGACUGGGAGACGCUUUGUGGUAGUUAUGUCUCAUUUCCUGGUCAUAAUGUAAACAUUGACAUCGGUACAGUGGGCACACAGGAAGAUUGGCUGAUGUCAUGGGGCAACACAUUACAAGAUGCAAUUGUGCAUUCACAUGCUUGUUCAAAAAUUAUGGGUUUUUUUGGUUCAAGUGUGAUUUCUCUCUCGCUCUUCACUAGACAAAAAAGAAAAACACUUGAGCAUUUGCUCCCUAGUUGAAACAAAAUUGCAAAUUUAUUCAUAAAAAUGAGUGAGAGAAGGAGAAAGUUCAUAAGAGAAUGUGACAAAGCCAAAUUUAACAGAAAGUGAAACUUUAUGUUAUUGAGCCCUUCUUAGUGGUUACUUCAAAAGCAAAUAAAACUCUCAGCAACAGUAAGGUAGCUAGCAUGCUCACAUUUCAAGUGCUUUUAAUGUACUAUACAUUCUGAAAUUUAAGAGGGACAUUAUCAGCUAGCCUCUGCAAACAUCAAGCAUGAUU
Messenger RNA from Siniperca chuatsi (mandarin fish), 3441 nucleotides. RefSeq lists its product as uncharacterized. Gene Ontology annotation, biological process: response to bacterium. Bases 1563 to 2609 code for a protein of 348 amino acids. The record is from RefSeq and is a predicted model, not a curated record. NCBI's taxonomy places the organism in Eukaryota, Metazoa, Chordata, Actinopteri, Centrarchiformes, Sinipercidae. The transcript is spliced from 5 exons.